CACCACGCAAAUAUCCCCUUCUGGCCUUCUCGCUUCUUUAGUUCUUAUCCCUCCUUUCUCUUUCUCUCUCUAACUUGUGCCCAUUUCUUCUCCUUUCUCGCUCUAGCGAUCAGAUUUUCUCUCUCUUUCUCUUGGUUUUAUGGACAAAGGAUGGGGUAUCGCCCUGGAUUCUGACUCUCUGGGUUUCUUCCUCAACAAGCCUCCGCCUUCCAAGUUCGAUCACGCCGCCAAGAGAAGCAUCAUGUUUGCCGGUAUGGAGUUUCCGGCGUCUAAGCUGGCCUGCCGGGAUGAGCAGGCCGCGCACCAGCCGUCUGAUGAGAAUCGGACGGCCGUCGGCGUUGUGGACUUCUUUUCUGAUAAGAAGAGGCUGGUCAACGAUGAUGAUGAUGAUGAUGAUUGUGAUGAUCAUUCCAAGACGAUUAGUACUUCCGUUAUUGUUAAGAAGGAGAAUUCUCAGGGCGAUGCCACUACUCGGCCCUCUUUGGAUGUAAAUACUGGUUUGCACCUUCUUACUGCAAACACUGGAAGUGAUCAAUCAACGGUGGAUGAUGGGGUUUCAUCCGAUCAUGUGGAAGAAAAACGAGCUAAGACUGUGAUGGCGCAGUUGCAAGUGGAGCUUCAACGUAUGAACGCUGAAAAUCAGAAGUUGAGAGACAUGCUUAGCCAAGUGAGUCACAAUUAUAGUGCUCUUCAGAUGCACCUAAUGGCAGUAAUGCAACAGCAACAGAUGACCAAUAACCGACCCGAAAGUACCCAAGAGCAAGAGAAUGUUGAUCAAGUCGGAAAAGUAGCUGAACAAGAGAGGAAACAAGAGAGGCAGUUUUUGGAUUUGGGACCAAGUGCUGAUAAUCAGACAGAGAUUGAUAGGGUCUCAAACGACUCGUCGUCGGAAGAAAGAACCCGUUCUGCGACACCCCAGAACAACGUUAACGAAUUGUCACACAGAAAGAAAGACAUAGUUGCAUAUAACAAUAAUGAUCAAGACGAGGGCUCUAACCUCCGAGAUGGCAAAAGGGUUGGCAGAGAAGAAAGCCCGGAAUCCGAGUCCCAAGGUUGGGGUCCCAACAAGGUCCCCAAGUUGAACAACGGCUCAAAGCCAAUUGAGCAAUCCGCUGAUGCCACCAUGAGAAAAGCCCGCGUCUCGGUCCGAGCCCGAUCAGAAGCGCCCAUGAUAACUGAUGGAUGCCAAUGGCGAAAGUACGGGCAAAAGAUGGCUAAAGGAAACCCAUGUCCUCGUGCGUAUUAUCGGUGCACAAUGGCCGUUGGUUGUCCAGUUCGCAAACAAGUCCAACGUUGUGCUGAAGACCGAACCAUAUUGAUCACAACAUAUGAGGGAAACCACAACCACCCGCUGCCUCCAGCGGCGAUGGCGAUGGCAUCGACGACCGCAGCGGCGGCAAACAUGUUGUUGUCCGGCUCGAUGUCCAGCGGCGACGGGCUGAUGAACCCGAAUUUGCUAGCCAGGGCCAUACUUCCGAACUCAUCAAGCGUGGCCACGAUUUCGGCUUCGGCUCCAUUCCCGACCGUGACAUUGGACCUCACUAACAACCCCAACCCGCUUCAGUUCCAGCGGCCACAGACCCCAUUCCAAGUCCCUUUCGCCGGAGGGCAGGCCCAGAACUUUGGGGCAGUAGUACCACCUCCUAGUAGUGGUGCCCAAGCUCAUUCAAUAUUGCCUCAAGUAUUUGGACAUGCUCUUUAUAAUCAGUCCAAGUUUUCUGGCCUUCAAUUAUCAACUGGACAAGACAUGGGCUCUAAUUCCCAAUUAGGCCACCAAGUGGCAGCCGUACAAUUGCACCAAACUCAGCAAGCCAAUUUGGCUGAUUCCGUUAGCGCCGCGACGGCUGCGAUCACCGCCGACCCGAACUUCACGGCGGCACUUGCGGCGGCUAUCUCCUCCAUCAUCGGCGGAGCUCAUCCGAAUAACGCCGCCUCCGCCGCCAACACCAAUAACUAUUCAAACAACAGCAGCAAAAUUGGAGGCUUCCCGGGGAAUUAGCUUAGAGAAAUGGGAUUUACUGUUAUCUGUUAAUUAAUUUGUUCUUACUGUCAAUUAAUUGUUCUUUUGUUUUUUUUUUUUUUUUAAAGUUUGGUUCUUUUUGGGGUGGAGAGUGAUAUACAUACGCAGGAUAACAUGUCCAUAGUUUUUGUUGUUGUGGGGAGAGGAAAAGGGCUAGAUGACGAGUCAACAGCAUUCUUUUCUUUUCUUAUUGUUUCAUUUUGAAUAUUUUUGUUCAAAAUUUUCAGUACAUACACAGAAAGAGAGAAGAAAGAUCAGAUAUGUUAGUUUUACGUAAUUUACUCUUCCAAUAUUGGCUUGUUUUGUGUA
Molecule: messenger RNA, 2329 nt
Organism: Morus notabilis
Lineage: Eukaryota; Viridiplantae; Streptophyta; Magnoliopsida; Rosales; Moraceae
Product: probable WRKY transcription factor 31
Exons: 6
Coding region: 140-1999 (619 amino acids)
Biological process (GO): regulation of DNA-templated transcription
Molecular function (GO): DNA-binding transcription factor activity; sequence-specific DNA binding
Source: RefSeq, a predicted model, not a curated record